AUGGCCGACUUUUCCACAGCAGGAGGCAAGGACGACCCCAAUGGACUGAACGACCCACGCCCGACGAUUCUGCAAAUCGAGCUCUCGGUUGCUCUCGGCAUCUUCGCUUUCUUGACUUUCUGCUGGUUGCGGCCGCGAUGGAGUGGUCUCUACGCUGCGAGAAAGAAGACAAAGGACCAGACAUCGUCCCUCCCAGAUCUCUCCAACAGCCUCUUCGGAUGGGUACUGCCUUUAUGGCGUAUCACGGAGCAACAAGUGCUUGCCUCCGCCGGCCUCGAUGCCUACGUCUUCCUCCGCUUCUUCAAGCUCGCCAUCAAGUUCCUGUCCAUCACCCUCUUCUUCUCGCUCGCCGUCAUCAAGCCCGUCCACGACAGCUACCCAGACGACACCAAGAAGCAUAGGAACUCGACGACGCCCCUUGUGCCCGAUUACGACUACGACUACGAGCUGCGCAAGAGGGGCGAAUCGUGGGCGCCCCUGAAUCACUCUGCUCCGUGGAUGCCCGAGGUCGAGACCGACUAUCUGUGGAUGUACCCCGUCUUUGCCUACCUGUUCACCGCCCUCGCCCUCUACCUCAUCACCUCCGAGACGCGCAACAUCAUCGAAGUCCGUCAAGAAUACCUCGGCAGUCAGACGACCAUCACCGAUCGAACCAUCCGCCUCUCGGGCAUCCCGCCCGAACUACAGUCAGAAGAAAAGAUCAAAGACUUCAUCCAAGAGCUGGGUAUUGGAAAUGUCGACAGCGUCUUGCUGUGUCGGCAGUGGGCCGAGCUGGACAAGCACAUCAUGGAGAGGAACGACCUCCUCCGUCGUUUGGAGGAAGCAUACACCGUCUACCAGGGCCACCGUUCUAUCGAGCGCAACUUGGAAGCGCUGCCCAUUGCGCAGCCUGUACCGCCUGGCCCUUCGGUCAAUCCCGAGGACGAAGAGCACGACGACGACGAGCACCGCCGUUUGCUCCGUUCCGACGAGUCAAUGCCUGCCCAGACACCCUACGCCAGAGUGCGACCCAAGGCCAAGAUCUACUUUGGUCGCUUCAACCUGCGCAGCCGCCAGGUGGACGCCAUAGACUACUACGAGGAGAAGCUCCGCGUGUGCGACGACAAGAUACGCGAGCUGCGCGACAAGACGUUCGAGCCCGUCCCUCUGGCCUUCGUCACCAUGGACACGGUUGCUGCCUGUCAGAUGGCCUGUCAGGCUGUGCUCGACCCUUCGCCGCUGCAGCUGCUCGCAAAUCCCAGCCCCGCGCCGGCCGACAUUGUGUGGACAAACACCUAUCUUAGCAGGAAGAGCCGCAUGUUCCGCUCAUGGGCCAUUACCGCCUUCAUCGUGCUGCUGACCAUCUUCUGGUCCGUCACCUUCGUCCCCAUCGCCACCUUCCUGAACGGCGACACAAUCCGCGACGUCUUGCCGUCUCUUUCCGACUUCCUCGACGCACACCCACGCAUCGAGUCUUUCGCAACCAACCAGCUUCCCACCAUUGCCGUCACCCUGCUCAACGCCAUUGUGCCCUAUCUAUACGACUGGCUUUCCAACUGUCAGGGUAUGACCUCUCAAGGCGAUGUCGAACUUUCCGUCAUCUCAAAGAACUUCUUCUUCACCUUUUUCAACUUCUUCAUCAUCUUUACCGGUCUUGGAACGGCUUCAAACUUCUACGAUCGUUACAAGGAUAUUGGCAAGAAUCUUAGAGACACAACUAGACUGGCCUGGACCCUCGCCUCUUCUCUGCAGGAACUGCUCGACUUCUACACCAACUACAUCAUCCUGCAGGGUCUUGGUCUGUUCCCCUUCAGGCUUUUGGAAAUCGGCACUAUGGCUCUGUAUCCCAUCGGCCUCAUGGGCGCAAAAACCCCCAGAGACUACGCCGAGCUCAUCCAGCCUCCUCGCUUCAGCUAUGGUCUCUAUCUUCCUCAGACUCUUCUCAUCUUCAUCAUAUGCAUCGUCUACAGUGUCUUGCGAGACAGCUGGAAAGUCAUUCUCUCUGGGCUGAUCUACUUUGUCAUUGGAAGCUUUGUCUACAAGUACCAGCUUCUUUACGCCAUGGACCAUCGUCAGCAUUCUACCGGCAAAAGCUGGGUCAUGAUCUGCGACCGUGUACAGAUCGGUGUCAUUGUCUUUCAGAUUGCUGUCGGUGGUCAGCUCGCUCUCAAGAAAGCUCUGUUGAGAAGUCUCCUUUUGGUUCCCCUUGUCAUCGCAAGCGUAUGGUUCUUCUAUGUAUAUGGAAGGACUUACAAGCCUUUAAUGGAGUUCAUCGCUCUGAAGAGUGUCCGAAGCGCAGAACAUGACGACUAUGCAUCAGAAGUACAACACGGAGCUGACUCUGACAAUCAUCACCGUUAUCAACGAGAGUCCAACCACGGCUUGACCAUUGAUGAGUCGAGAGAGCGAGGCAUGCGCUUCGUCAAUCCAAGCAUGAUUUCUCCACUUGAGAAGGUCUGGAUUGCAGAUAGCAUGCGCAACCGUAAUAGACCUGCGCAAGCUCCAGUCGGCGACGAAGCUGCUUAG
This is a messenger RNA of Aureobasidium subglaciale EXF-2481, 2505 nucleotides long. RefSeq lists its product as uncharacterized. Gene Ontology annotation, molecular function: calcium-activated cation channel activity. The transcript is spliced from 2 exons. NCBI's taxonomy places the organism in Eukaryota, Fungi, Ascomycota, Dothideomycetes, Dothideales, Saccotheciaceae. The record is from RefSeq and is a predicted model, not a curated record. The coding region runs from base 1 to 2505 and encodes 834 amino acids. Gene Ontology annotation, cellular component: plasma membrane.